ACUCCAAAAGUAGCGGAGCGUUACUAUAUAUCCUCUGCUCUAUAUUGUAGUUCUCACAUACCCAUCACAUUAGUCUUUUGGGGGGUUUUGUUUUCUUUAGUUCUCUGCGGAUUUCUAAACAAUGGCAGACGAGUUUGUUCUUUUGAACGUCGGCCCUAGCCCUUUUGGUAUGAGAGUGAAAAUCGCCUUGAUCGAGAAGGGAAUCACAUGUGAACACAAGGACGAGAACCUGGCCGCCAAAAGUCCUCUGCUUCUGCAGAUGAACCCGAUCCACAAGAAGGUCCCUGUUUUAAUCCAUAAUGGGAAACCCAUGUGUGAAUCUCUUAUCAUACUUCAAUACCUUGAUGAGAUUUCGAAGGACAAGUCUCCUUUGUUACCUUCUGAUCCAUACCAGCGUGCACACGCCAGGUUCUGGGGUGAUUUUGUCGACAAGAAGAUUCACCCAACUGGGAGAAGGAUGUGGGCCGGCAAAGGGGAAGACCAAGAAGCAGGAAAGAAGGAAUUGCUAGAAGGAUUGAAAGUGAUGGAAGGAGAGCUCGGAGACAAGCCUUACUUUAAUGGUGAGACCUUUGGUUUUGUGGACCUGAGCUUUGUCCCCUUUAAUGCUUGGUUUUAUACCUAUGAGAAAACUGGCGAUUUCAGUAUGGAAGCUGAAUUCCCAAAACUGGCUGCUUGGGGGAAAAGGUGCAUGCAAAAGGAAAGUGUGUCCAAGUGCCUCCCUGAUCCACACAUGAUUUAUGACUAUGCUAUGGCACGUAGGAAGCAUAUUUGAUUAGAGUAAAGGAGAUAAUGAACACAGGCAUGAGACUGAUGAUGCUUCCCCUGUUUU
Molecule: messenger RNA, 829 nt
Organism: Telopea speciosissima
Lineage: Eukaryota; Viridiplantae; Streptophyta; Magnoliopsida; Proteales; Proteaceae
Product: probable glutathione S-transferase parA
Exons: 3
Coding region: 122-772 (216 amino acids)
Biological process (GO): glutathione metabolic process
Cellular component (GO): cytoplasm
Molecular function (GO): glutathione transferase activity
Source: RefSeq, a predicted model, not a curated record